This is a messenger RNA of Leptidea sinapis, 2149 nucleotides long. Its product is annotated as coiled-coil domain-containing protein 22 homolog. Gene Ontology annotation, molecular function: cullin family protein binding. The record is from RefSeq and is a predicted model, not a curated record. Gene Ontology annotation, biological process: positive regulation of ubiquitin-dependent protein catabolic process. The transcript has 8 exons. Lineage: Eukaryota; Metazoa; Arthropoda; Insecta; Lepidoptera; Pieridae. The coding region runs from base 313 to 1818 and encodes 501 amino acids.
CCGACUAUAGGUGAUUGACUUAUCUUUUCAAUUUUCAUUAUUUAAUUUUAUCGACAUCGACAUAUUUUAGUUUUUAUCUCGGAGCAUUAAUAUACUAUCUAUAUUCACUGAGUACUUUUAGCAAAGAAUAUAUAACAGUACAAGUACUAUUAGUUAAACUUGAAAAAUGGAAACUAGGAAGAGAAGUUGGAGAGUAGAGUCUGUGGUAGAGUGCUCAUGUACUUGAUUUUCAAGUUACAACUUACAAGUAGAAAAGUAAACGCCGGUACUAGCCACUAGGUAGUAGCAAAAAAUAAAAAUAGUUUAUUUACAAUGGAAGAAGUUGAUUCUAUUAUAAUACAUUUUCUUCGGCUGUUAAAUGUCAAUAUUGACGAAAGCGCCAAAAAUUUAAGUGGAAUUCCUGUCGAAACUAUCAUAGAAGCCGCAGCACGAUGUAUUUGUGCUAUCAAACCAGGUUGGAAAGUACCUUCUACGCUUCCAUCAGGUAUUUCACAACGAAUUGGUGUUGCAACACAAAUUGCAGGAUUCUGCAAGGAUCUUGGAUAUGAAAAUGAUGUUGGCUAUCAAACUUUUUUAUAUUCUAAUGAAACUGAACUGAGAAGGCUAUUUAUGUAUCUGAUUGAAAAACUACCAAAUGAAGACAAUAAGGUACCUAAUAAAGUAUCUCCAAAUAAUAAAAAACAAAUGUUAAAACAACAGAUUAAUUUGAAAAUAGCUGAGGAAUUGAAUAAGAUUUGGAUACCACCUUGCUGCAAUAAAAGUUUAAAUAGAACACUUACAGAUAUGAUAUUUAAUCAUGUUGAGACUUCAAAAAUACAAUUUGAUUCUAAAGAUAUACAAGAAAAAUUACUGACAUACUGGCAACCAAAACUCAUAAGUGAUAAUGAAAAACCAAAUGUUAACAAUAUGAUAUUACCGAGUAAAAAUACUGCUGUUGACUCUGAAACUAGAUAUGAAAGUGAAAAAUCCUUGAGAGAGUUGAAAGAAACAUCAAUUAUAUUGAAACAGAAACUUGAUACACUUACUAGUGAACGAAAUGUAAUGGAAGUUGAGUGCUCUCAGGCCUUAAAGAAUGCUGACCGUAUUGUAUCAGACCUAAAAAAUAUACAGGACAUCAUGAGUAGCUUUGGGAUAGACAUUGAUUCACAAGAUGCAGUUGAUAACAAUUUACUGGAAAAUGUACAUAAAAACAUAAAGGAUCUCCAUUCUCAAAUUGAAGAAUUGACAUUUAUGAAUCUUGCAACUAAAUUGAACAUCGAGAAGAGCAAAAUAAGGAAAAGUCAAAAUGAGUCUGAAAGAAAUAAAUGCAAGAAAAAAUUAUUAACUUUAAAAGAGAGAGCUAAGGAAAUGCAAGAUGAAUGCGAAAAGAAAGAAAACAUAAGAAAUCAACUGAAACUAAAGUAUGAGAAACUUAAAGGUGGAAAUAAAAGACAUAUUUAUACGAAACGAAUAUUGGAAAUAAUUGGUAAUGUAGAGAAGCAGAAUAUUGAAAUAAAAAAGAUUUUAGAUGAUUCUAGACACCUUCAAAAAGAAAUUAAUAUGUUAGAAGGGCAGUUAGAAAGAUGUUUCUCACUCGCUGAUGAGACACUUUUUAAGGAUGCUAAAAAAGAUGACCAAGCUAAGAAGGCUUACAAAUUACUAGCUCUAUUACAUUCGGAGUGUAAUACAAUUGUAUCACUUGUAAAUGACAUGGGAACACUUGCCAGGGAUAUUGUUGAUUUGGAAGACAAUAUUAAAUCAGAAAAAUCUAAGAGAACUGAAGAUAUUUUACAAAAAAUACAAUCAGAUCUGGCAAACCUACAAACGGAGUCAAAAUAAAAUAUAUUUUGUAGAUAUUACUAAUAAAAAGUAUGUUUAGAUAAGAGAUGUUUCUUGGGGAGGUGGAAAAUACAUUUACGUAUUUAGACAGUGAAACAGGGCCUAUAUGUCAGGCUCGGGUGUGAUCAUGAACUCCAAUGAGUUAUUUUAUUAUUUAUAUUUUAUACUAUUAAUCAUUUACAGAAAGAAUCUUAAAUUAACAUAGUCUCACAAAACUGUUUGGACAGUUUGACUGCAGAAUCAAGUCUAAGUUAUAACACAAUGUCAGUUUAUUUAUUAAAUCAAAAUAAAUUAUAACUUCUUAUUUAAUAAAUUUUUUAUACACACAUCA